Clavispora lusitaniae ATCC 42720 is the source of this 1509-nucleotide messenger RNA. RefSeq names its product Major Facilitator Superfamily protein. Gene Ontology annotation, molecular function: transmembrane transporter activity. Lineage: Eukaryota; Fungi; Ascomycota; Pichiomycetes; Serinales; Metschnikowiaceae. The record is from RefSeq and is a predicted model, not a curated record. Gene Ontology annotation, cellular component: plasma membrane. Gene Ontology annotation, biological process: transmembrane transport.
AUGCAGGUCCACAGCCGUUACUGUCAAGCGUGCAUAGUGCAUGUUUUCAAAUGCCGAAGAGAAAAGAUCACCGCCAACUUCAUGGCCCACAACAUGGCCGACGCGGCGAAAACGGAGCCGCCGUAUACUAUCUUCACGCACGGCCGCCGCUUGCUCUUGCUUGUUCUUUUGUCCUUGGUCGGUUUCUGGAGCGCCAUCUCCAACUCCAUCUACUACCCUGCGCUCCCAGUGAUUUCGCAAGAGUUCCACGAGACACUGGAGAUGGUCAAUCUCUCCUUGGUGGCGUACCUUCUCUGCCAGGGCAUUGCGCCCACGUUCACGUCGAACUUUGCCGAUUCUUUCGGCCGCCGCCCGACCAUCGUCGCCUGUUUUCUCGUGUACAUUGGCGCCUGCGUCGGCCUCUCGCAAGCGCGGGCGUACUGGGUGUUCCUUUUGCUCCGGUGCGUCCAGGCGGGCGGCAUAGCGCCGGUGAUCGCCAUCAACGCCGGCAUUUCGGGCGACGUGUGCACGCCCGCCGACCGAGGCGGCUUUGUGGGCAUCGUCACCGGAACCCUUUUGGUCGGACAAGCGUUCGGGUCGCUUUUGGGCUCGGCCAUCCUCAGCCGCUGGUCGUGGCCCGCCAUCUUCGCCUUUCUUGCCAUCGGCCUGGGCGCCACGCUCGUGCUUCUUCUCUUUCUGCUCACAGAAACGUGCCGCGCCAUCGUGGGCAACGGGUCCGUGUGGCCGGGCUUUUUGCACCGGGCGCCCGUGCUCUACCUCCCCUCCUUCCGCCGCCACAUGAACCACGCCACACAUACAAAGACGGCGCACCGCCCGGUCGAGCUCGCGGCGCCGUUUCUUGUGUUCUCGUCCUUCCGGCUGUCGGCGGCGCUUGUGACCGCGGGCGUGCAGUUUUCCGCCUGGACCAUGUCGCUCACGACGCUUCUGACGGAGCUCGAAACCCGCUUCGGCUACUCCAAGCUCCACACGGGGCUCAUGUAUCUUCCGCAAGGCUUGUGCUGCUUGGUGGCGUCGUUUGGCACGGGCCAGGCGCUCAAUGUCUACUACAAGUUCCGCAAGCUGCGGGCGGGCGACGGCGGCUUCGACCGGGUCCGUGCCCGGCUCGACUGCUCGGUGUUGCCGCUUGUGUUUUCUGUGGUGGGGCUUUUGCUUUUCGGCUGGGCGUUGCAGAGCGCCCGCAACGUGGCGUCUGCGGUGGUCGGAACGUGUUUCUUGUCGCUCGGCAGCGCCUGUAUCAUCGCCAUUGUCACCACGAUGAUGGUGGAUUUGCGCCCGGAAAACGGGUCUGCGGCCACCAGCGCGGUCAACUUGGUCCGGUGUUCCAUGGCCGCUGUUGGCGUGGCGGUUUUGGACUACAUGGUGCGGCGCAUGGGCGUCGGAGGAUGCUACUCGUUUAUGGCGGGGCUCUGUGUGGCUUCGGCGAUGCUUUUGGUGUUUGCGGUUUACCGGCACAACCGGGAGGAACGAGUCAAAGAUAGAUUGGAUAAUGAAAGUAUGGCGAUGGAAUAG